This is a messenger RNA of Drosophila guanche, 1660 nucleotides long. RefSeq lists its product as uncharacterized. Lineage: Eukaryota; Metazoa; Arthropoda; Insecta; Diptera; Drosophilidae. The transcript has 5 exons. Bases 327 to 1412 code for a protein of 361 amino acids. The record is from RefSeq and is a predicted model, not a curated record.
GCAUUUCAGUUGGCAAACGAAACGAAAAGCGAACGGAUAUCGGCAAACCGAACCGAACCGAUACGAAAUAAAAGCCUGGCCCAUUGGCCCAUUCCAAUACCCAUAUCAUUCAUUGUUAGCCUGGCUGUUAGUUAUUCAUAGUGAACCCCACAAUAUCGCGAAAAAAAGCGGCGCAAAAGUUAAUUGGCGCAUGUUACGGGCCAAUUCAGUUGUCCAACGAUCGUCCGUCGCGUACUACAAAAGCGCACUCAACCCGAUCCGAAUCGCUUCGAACUCGGGGGCGUGAGAAUCAAACAACAGCAGUGUUCGACAACAGUGUCUACAGAAUGUAUCCACCAGCGGCCAGAAUCAAGAAUUUUCCGUCCCUCAAGACGGCCGUUCUAUGGGCCGGUGUUCUCGGUGUGGUGCAGUCCAUCAUUUGGAUUGGCUUGACCAUUACAGCAAUAUGCGCCUACAAUUGUGUGCUCUAUAUAACCGAUGAGCUCAGCUUUGGCACCCUGAUCAAGACUGUCUUCUUCGACUUGUACUUCAAGGGCAGUUGUAAAAUGAGUCCCGCAGACUAUCAGAACUACGAUUAUGGCAUACUGAAGACGGUCUCAACGGUGUUCGAUCCAUCGCAGGUAUUAAUUUGGGACUGCUUCUACCUGGGCCUUUCCGUGGUCUGGCUCAUCGUUUCCAUUGUUCUCUUGAUGUGUGUUCGCAAAGAUAAUCCCAAGCUAUCCCUGAUCGCCAUCGCUCACUGGGCCUUCUUUGUGGGCGUCAUUUGCUGCAUGGAUGUGGCCUCAGGCGUGAUCUUUGGCAUUGACUAUGGACGCUUCCAGGCAGCAGCGCUGACCUACAAUGCCAACACCAUCAACUCUGAUCCUGUACUGCCCAUGGCAUCCACUUUGAUGGCCGGCGGUGUGGCUGCCAUUUCGAUGAUGAUCAUUUCCUUCAAGGGCUUCAUUCUGUGGCUCAUCAACGUUGGACUGCUCUUUUAUCUGUCCAUGCGAGCCACGCGCAUUGCCACCGAUAAGGAUAGUGUGGAUACUUUGUUCAAUCCCCGCAAGGAUUCCAAUGAUAUCCUAUCCAACCGGCCACCCAUUCGUGCCUACGAAGAAGAAAAAGUAGAAUUUCAGGCAUACAACAAUGCCGCUUACAUGGCGGAUAAUAGAUCGUCGGCCGAGACCAUUGAGGUGAACGAGCAGGCAAUUGUGCGAGCGGCUCACAUGUCGCUGGACUCAAAUCUGAUGGAUCGUCGAUUCCGCGACAUCAAUGCCUUCCAGCAGUAUCCAGCACCAAAUCCACAUGACAAUCGUCCUCUGCGGUCGCCCAUGCAGGAGACAGUGGUUGUGGCCACAUCCGGCUUCCCCAUGCCCGACUACACCCCACAGCCGAGUCCGAGCGGCAUUCUGCGUCAUCCCCAGUAUUAAGUGGAGGCGGAGGAGCCAAGCAAACCAAAGUACCCAAAAGCUAUCUUGCAUAAUAUAAUUCUCAAAUAAUACCCCCCCAAAAGCCGCCCCGAGUAUGAGUACGAGUACGAGUGGCCGCAAAUGAAAUAGGAAAUCAACUAAAGUUUAGUUCAAAUGUUUAUCAGUAUGUUUUGUGCAUGUUAUUUAUAUUUAUUUGCAUGUUAAUAUAACAAUAUAUAAGUGUAUGCAGUUGUAAAUAUAUAUAAUAU